This is a messenger RNA of Pecten maximus, 3787 nucleotides long. RefSeq names its product phytanoyl-CoA dioxygenase domain-containing protein 1 homolog. The record is from RefSeq and is a predicted model, not a curated record. NCBI's taxonomy places the organism in Eukaryota, Metazoa, Mollusca, Bivalvia, Pectinida, Pectinidae. The transcript has 5 exons. Bases 1195 to 1788 code for a protein of 197 amino acids.
UACAAUAAAAGACAGUUGUCCUAUGGCGGAAAUUUGUAUCAAUAUUGUUGGUAAUUGAUGUAACUACACUUAUGAGUAUCUUAAUCAGGAAACCAAACAUUUUACUGUACAUACAGGUAUCUAAAUCAGGAGUCCAAACAUUAUACUGUACUUAUAGGUAUCUAAAUCAGGAGAGUCCAAACAUUAUACUGUACUUAUAGGUAUCUAAAUCAGGAGAGUCCAAACAUUAUACUGUACAUACAGGUAUCUAAAUCAGGAGAGUCCAAACAUUAAACUGUACUUAUAGGUGUCUAAAUCAGGAGAGUCCAAACAUUAUACUGUACAUACAGGUAUCUAAAUCAGGAGAGUCCAAACAUCAAACUGUACUUAUAGGUAUCUAAGUCAUUAGUCCAAACAUUAUACUGCACUUAUAGGUAUCUAAAUCAGGAGAGUCCAAACAUUAUACUGUACAUACAGGUAUCUAAAUCAGGAGAGUCCAAACAUUAUACUGUACAUACAGGUAUCUAAAUCAGGAGAGUCCAAACAUUAUACUGUACUUAUAGGUAUCUAAGUCAUUAGUCCAAACAUUAUACUGUACAUACAGGUAUCUAAAUCAGGAGUCCAAACAUUAUACUGUACAUACAGGUAUCUAAGUCAUUAGUCCAAACAUUAUACUGUACAUACAGGUAUCUAAAUCAGGAGUCCAAACAUUAUACUGUACAUACAGGUAUCUAAGUCAUUAGUCCAAAAAUUAUACUGUACUUAUAGGUAUCUAAAUCAGGAGAGUCCAAACAUUAUACUGUACUUAUAGGUAUCUAAAUCAGGAGAGUCCAAACAUUUUACUGUACAUAUAGGUAUCUAAGUCAUUAGUCCAAACAUUAUACUGUACAUAUAGGUGUCUAAAUCAGGAAAGCCAAAACAUUAUACUGUACUUAUAGGUAUCUAAAUCAGGAGAGUCCAAACAUUAUACUGUACUUAUAGGUAUCUAAAUCAGGAGAGUCCAAACAUUAUACUGUACUUAUAGGUAUCUAAAUCAGGAGUCCAAACAUUAUAGUGGUAUGCUACUUCAGAAGUGUUUUUGGCACAUUUUAUGAGAUUGUUUAUUUGUACAAACUUCUACCCCUGCACUAAGAAAUGACUCAAGGCUUUGAAGUUCAAAAGAAGAAGUGAUUGAAAACUUCAUUAUUUUCAAUCAUCUUACUUAAAGUAUGCUACAUGUACAUGAUCUUUUCAGGUCCUGAUAUCGUCUGCUGGUCUACAGAUUUGUUUCCCAAGGAUCCUGGAUCAGGAAAGUCAUGUGGUUGGCACCAGGAUUCAACUUAUAUAGGCAUGGAUCCACCUGAUGCCCUGACUGUGUGGGUAGCCCUCACUGACUCAGACAAAGAGAAUGGCUGUGUGGAAUUCUCCUCCAAAAGUCAUCUAAAUGGACAGUUUGAUCACACAAACACGAUGUCAGAUAAAUCCAUGCUGCUGUAUGGUCAAGAAAUUCCUGUGGAUGUAGACAAAUCUACUGCUGUCCUUGCAGAACUGACCGCAGGUCAAGCGUCUGUCCACCAUGUGAUGACCGUUCACUCCUCCGAACCAAAUAACAGUGAAAGGCGCCGGAUAGGUGUAGCCCUACGGUAUUGUGGUGCCUAUGUGAAGCAGAAGGCAGAAAUUGGAGACUCUGUCACCUAUGUGUGUGGACGUAACUAUGGAAAUUUUCCCCUUGAGCCUCGGCCAUCUCAGCUUUUCGGUGAGGAAGAGGUCCUUGCUCACCAAAAAGCCUGUGGCCCAGUUGGACCACAGGACUUGAUAGCUGUCAAGUAAUAUAGAAGUAUUUGUGCACACCAAACUGUUCAGAGAUGGUCAUGAGGUGUAGGUUGAAGUAACAGAUCUUGCAUAUAAAAAAUGUUAGGUGUGCUCAAGGUUAUUUUGCAUACCAGAUGGCUGGUAAAUAUGUAAAUAGUAAGAAUAGAUUAAUAUUUCUCUCAUGGUUUUCAGAUGAAAUGUCUACAUUCAUUUUACUCAGGGUUAUACAUUGUACAAGGGUUAAUUGUCUAUACAUUCAAUUUUUGUGUGGGAAAUAUUCACAUAACUUCAUAAUCAAGAUUAUAGAAUGUUUAAUAAAAAUGAUUUCAUUUCAACUAUUUGGUAGGACUGUUAAUUUUAGAAAUUUGAACAACAACAAAAAUGUACAAACUUGAUUAAAUAAAUUACAUAAUCACAGCUGGCAAUUUCAAGGUCAUGAUCACUCUAGAUUUUGUGAAAACCCUUCUUGGAUUGAAAUCAGAUAUAUCAAAAUAUAAUUCUCUCUGCUAAUAUGUAACAUUGUUUGGUGAAGUAAAUUUGACUCACUAAAAAGUACCAAAUAAGAGACUCCACUAGGCCAUUUAUUAAUGGUGAAAGUCCUGGGAAAGUUCCGCAGACUUUUUACAGUAAUAAAAACUAAAAUGGGUUGUAUUAUACGAUUGCUGUGCCGUGCCACAUAAAACAAGGGAGCACAACUCCUGCGCUCUCCAAUUCUUUCAUAGUGUAUACCGACCAGUCGCAAACAAAGGACUAAUUGAAUUUUACUUAUAAUUUUAAUAUUCUAGAUACAGGGGCCAGUUAGACUGGCCUCUAGCCCCUAAGUUUUUUUGGUAGAACUGCUCCACAAAUUCUAAUACUAGAUUGUCUUCCCCUAGUUUGAAACUCUGAAUCAGACAAUCCUAGAGAGUGAGACCAAAAUCAUUAAUGUCCAAUUCAAUAUUCUUGAGACAGAUAGCCAGUCUAAUGAUCUGGAAAAGAGAAAUAUUAUAACCCAACAUUUUAUGUAUGUUUAUCGCUGAGAUUUAAGAUUUAUUGAACAGGACUUUAUAUCUUGUGGAAGCGAAUGAUAUUAAUUAGAAUUACCUUAAAUCAUUGUUGCUGGCUACAUUUUCGGGGGCCCAUCUCCCCUUCGUAAAGCCAUUAUUUCUUGACCAAAAUAUGUUUUGAUCUUAUCAAAAAAAAAAUUUGAUAUUUAUAAAAAAAAAUCAUAAUUGCCUUGCAUGAUGAAGGGGAAAUGCACCCCCAACAAUGAUUGAUUUUUGUUUGUACUUUGUUGAUUUGUUGAGAAUUAAUUUUGAUACAAAUAUUAAAGUACUGUAAACAUACAUCGUUAAAAAAUGAUUUCAUAUUUAGUGUGUCAAUCGAUUCAUUAUUGCAUUAUUUGUUAAAUAAUUAAAAUUUUACUGAACCGAAAUACAUUUACAGCACUAAUGGAGAAAGACUAAUGUUUGCCACUGUUCUUUUCAGAACUGAUCUCUUUGAUAUCUCAUAAGUGUUGUUUGUAGGUAGACUUAGGUAUCAGAUGUUUACUGUAUACUUACAUUUUUAUUGAAAAUAUUAUUUUUGCGAUUCUAACGGUGGACUCUUUCCGCAAAAUUAUGAUUGUGUCAACUGUAGUUUCUGUACAUUGUUUCUAUGGCAAGCAUUCUCGAUGUGCUAAUUUAUUGUUUUAAUUUGGUAUGUAUAUGACCAAUCUAAUGUUAUUUGAUGGUUUGUUAUGAUUGUGUAUCAAAGCAAGAAUUAUCUUCCUGAGAUAUCGUAUUAUUUCUAUGAUGUCAUACCAUAAGGGACAUAACUCAUAACUAAAAGCUACAGUGGCUGUAUCACAUGAGAAAUGUACAGUAUUAAAAAAAUCAUCAAAGUGUCAUUAAAUCAAAUCUUUUAAAUAAUUUUCUUAUUUGGUUCAAGAUGAUGAAAUUGAGUCCAAAUAUGAACAGAAUAAUAUAUUAAUAUAAAUAUAUACUUUUUAUGAUUGUUUUCUUUAAUGAACUUCAUACAGUAAAAAUAUAUGAAAAUA